Messenger RNA from Salvia hispanica, 808 nucleotides. NCBI's taxonomy places the organism in Eukaryota, Viridiplantae, Streptophyta, Magnoliopsida, Lamiales, Lamiaceae. The record is from RefSeq and is a predicted model, not a curated record.
UUAAAUGAAUAGAAUACCAAUCUUCAACAUGGUAUCAGAGCAAAGGCUCAUAAAAGAAUCAUCACCAGGCCAAAUCGGACUCGGAUUCACGGCAAAGAAUCAGCCACAACAACAACGACCAAACCCGCAGCCACCGCGAACCGCCGCACAACAACCAAACUACUGAGGGGGGUUCAAACCCCCCAAAUCUAAAUUGUGGUGCUCACACUGUGGGAAACACAAACAUACACGGGAUACAUGUUUCCUCCUCGUCGGAUUCCCAGGGUGGUGGGACGAGAACCAGAAAGCAAAGACUCGGCUGACAAUAGCGGAGGAUGGCGGCGGGAUUUUUCCGCAGGGGACGGGCAACCGAGAGCUCGCCGUCGCCGUCCAUGGGAGAGCAGGAGAAACCGGUCAGCAGCAGGGUGGCGACGGAAGACCCGGUGAGGCUGCUGGAAUUGGUGAGGCAGCCGAGAGGAAGGGAGGCGGCGCAUUUGGUGGAUAUCAGGACGAGGAGGAUAAUUGGGCGUGGCACUGAGCGUCAAGGUAUUUAUUAUGUGGAUGAGACUACUCAACAAGGUGGCACCGCGAUGCUUGCUCACAGAUCCGCAAAUCGGGAAGCUUGGCUGUGGCACCGCAGAGUGGGGCAUCCAUCAUCGGGUUAUUUAAAAAUGCUUUUUCCAAAGUUUUCUCAUUUUAAGGAUAUUACUUGCGAAUAUUGUGUUUUGGCAAAAAAACCACAGACAAUCCUUUAGAUCAAGUGAUACUCGUGUUAAGACUAUUUUUUCUCUAGUGCAUGCCGAUGUUUGGGGUCCAGCUCUUAUUGUUA